AUUACAAACCCCUUCAACCGCUGAACCAAAAAUAAUUAACGACCAAAGCUGCUUCAGAUUUCAGACUAAUAGGGGAGGAGAGAGAUUGGGAAAAAUGUUGAGGGCGGAAGUGCUCCAAGCCUAUAGAGAAGUUUUGAAGGCGACUCGAAAGUCAUUUGCAGGGGAUACCCAGAUGCUUAAAGCUUCUGCCAAGGAAGUCCGCACAAAAUUCGAGGACAAUCGAAAAGUCACUGAUGAACUCGACAUUCAGAAACUAAUCAAUGAUGCGCGUGAAGCUUCUCAUUUCGUCUCCACCAUGAUCGUCCAAGCCAAGCUCAAUGAUCGUGGUGGUUAUGAAGUGAAACCAAGUACGGAGCAUGCUGGAGCUACUUUGGAGGUUCCGUCAGAAGAGAUUUUAAAGAAAUCAGCAUAACAAACCAAAAGUAGCUUUAAAUGUUUUGUUUCAGUGCAUGCUUUACCCAAGUUGAUAAUCAUUGGCUCCGGAAGUUUAUCAUUCCUGGGAGCUUGAACAUUAUGUUGUUUCUAGUUUACUUCUUGCCCACUUCAGGACUUCAGAUAGUCUAGCGAACAUGCAGGGAUCAUUAUAAGAAACAUUUUUGCUGGUUUCUGGUUGAACACUAAUAUACUUACUCAACUGGUAUGGUCCUUUCUUGCUUUGAUUGAUGCUCUACAUUAUUAAAGGUCAAAAGUUUGUAUACUUCACCUUAUCAUUAUCUAAUAUACAUCUAAACUUAUUUUCA
Messenger RNA from Beta vulgaris subsp. vulgaris (sugar beet), 740 nucleotides. Its product is annotated as mitochondrial zinc maintenance protein 1, mitochondrial. The record is from RefSeq and is a predicted model, not a curated record. The coding region runs from base 95 to 412 and encodes 105 amino acids. Gene Ontology annotation, biological process: mitochondrial respiratory chain complex III assembly. The transcript has 2 exons. Lineage: Eukaryota; Viridiplantae; Streptophyta; Magnoliopsida; Caryophyllales; Amaranthaceae.